CUCAAGUGAACUCCGUCACGCCGCGUCAGUCCAGAGUCGCACAAUUAUGAAAAUUCCAUCUUCCGCUGAAGCCGCAGCGGACGCACACGACUAUCACCGCCGUCACCGGGCUUCCCUUCCUAGGCUUCACGAGCAGCACCUCGCCGAUAGAUGGCUAGAAGAUCCGGAUCAGCUCUUCCUCAGUCUGAACGCUGAAGAGAAUGUCCCAGAAGUCCUGGAUAGAAAACACGUUCACCAGGAGGGAAUGUGUUUAUAUACUGCCUGUGUCCAAAGACCCGCACAGAUGUCUGCCGGGAUGUCAGAUCUGUCAGCAGCUCGUACGAUGCUGCUGUGGGCGUUUGGUCCGGCAGCACGUGGGCUUCAGUGCGACUCUGCCGGUGAAAUACUCAGACGUGCGUUUGGCUGAAGGGGAGCCGUCAGAUGUGGAGCAGUGGUCUGUGGAGAAACACACCGAGGAGACGCCCACUGACGCUUAUGGAGUCAUCAACUUCCAGGGCGGAUCUCAUUCAUACAGAGCCAAGUAUGUGCGUCUGUCAUACGACUCUCGACCGGAAGCCAUCUUGAGACUCAUGCUGAAGGAAUGGCAGAUGGAGCUGCCGAAGAUCGUCAUCAGCGUUCACGGCGGCAUCCAGAACUUUGACCUGCAUCCACGGAUCAAACAUGUGGUGGGAAAAGGACUCAUUAAAGCUGCCGUGACCACAGGGGCCUGGAUCCUGACGGGCGGAGUCAACACAGGUGUGGCCAAGCAUGUAGGGGACGCGCUGAAAGAACAUCUAUCCAGAUCAUCACGCAAAAUCUGCACGGUUGGAAUCGCACCCUGGGGAGUCAUCGAGAACAGGAACGACCUCAUCGGAAGAGAUGUUGUUGCACCGUAUCACACUCUGUUGAAUCCUCUCAGCAAACUCAACGUGUUGAAUAACUUUCACUCACACUUCAUUCUGGUGGAUGAUGGGACGGUGGGGAAAUACGGAGCUGAAGUCAAACUGAGGAGAGAGCUGGAGAAACACAUCAACCUCCAGAGGAUACACGCACGCAUCGGUCAGGGCAUCCCUGUGGUGGCACUGAUUUUUGAAGGAGGUCCGAAUGUGAUCCUGACGGUGUUGGAGUAUCUGCAGGAGAGUCCACCGGUACCUGUGGUGGUGUGUGAGGGAACCGGACGAGCCGCUGAUAUACUGGCAUACGUUCACAAACAGACCGAGCCAGACGGUGCACUGCCUGACGGUGUUGAAGCUGACAUCAUCGCCACAAUCAAGAAAACGUUCAACUUCAGUCAAAGUGAUGCGCUGCAUCUGUUCCAAACGCUCAUGGAGUGCAUGAAGAGCAAAGAGCUGAUCACAGUAUUUCACGUUGGUUCAGAGGAUCAAGACAUUGAUGUGGCGAUUCUCAAGAGUCUUCUCAAAGGCACAAACGCAUCAGCCUUUGAUCAGCUGGUCCUGACGCUGGCGUGGGACAGGGUGGACAUCGCUAAAGAUCACGUCUUUGUUUAUGGACAACAGUUGCUGGUGGGCUCUCUUGAACAGGCCAUGUUGGAUGCGUUGGUGAUGGAUCGUGUGGAGUUUGUGAAACUUCUCAUUGAGAACGGUGUCAGCAUGCACAGAUUCCUGACAAUUACACGCCUGGAGGAGCUCUACAAUACGAAACAAACACCAACAAACCCAACUCUCUAUCACCUGGUGAGGGACGUCAAACAGGGUAACCUCCCGCCCAAUUAUAAAAUCACAUUAAUCGAUGUUGGAUUGGUGAUCGAGUUUCUCAUGGGAGGAACGUACAGAUGUAACUACACCCGCAAACGCUUCCGCAUCAUAUACAACAACCUGCACGGAAACAGUCGGCGGUCGGGGAGACACACGGGCAGCACCUCGCACGAGUCCUUCAGCAUUCAAGCAGAUAAAAAAGAGAAAACCAGACACAAUCACUUCAUCAAGACGGCACAGCCCUACAAACCCAGACUUGACUCCACUUCUGAGCAGCAGAAGAAGAAGAGCAAAGAGGAGGUGGUGGACAUCGACGACCCCGAGACCCGACGCUUCCCGUACCCCUUCAAUGAGCUGCUGGUGUGGGCCGUGCUGAUGAAGAGACAGAAGAUGUCGCUGUUCUUCUGGCAGCACGGAGAAGAGUCCAUGGCCAAAGCUCUGGUGGCCAGCAAACUCCUGCGCUCCAUGGGCUACGAGGCCAAGAAGAGCGACGUGGUGGACGACACCUCAGAGGAGCUGAAGGAAUACUCCAAUGAGUUCGGGACGCUGGCGGUGGAUCUGUUGGAGCAGUCGUUCAGGCAGGACGAGACCAUGGCCAUGAAGCUCCUGACGUACGAGCUGAAGAACUGGAGCAACUCCACCUGUUUGAAGCUGGCCGUGUCGUCUCGACUCCGCCCCUUUGUGGCUCACACCUGUACACAGAUGCUGCUGUCCGACAUGUGGAUGGGACGACUGAACAUGCGCAAGAACUCCUGGUACAAGGUGAUCUUGAGCAUCCUCGUUCCUCCGGCAAUCCUUCUGCUGGAGUACAAGACCAAAGCUGAGAUGUCCCACAUUCCCCAGUCUCAAGACGCCCAUCAGAGCAUGGAGGACAGCGAACACAACCUGCAAAACCCUGACGACAUCCAGAUGGACGUGUUUAAGGAAGUUCGUACCACUGACAAUGCAGAAAUCAAAAGUGAAUCGGAGGUCCAUGUUCGUUCUCGCCGCUUACCCAUCACACGCAAGUUCUACGCUUUUUACCACGCUCCCAUUGUCAAGUUCUGGUUCAACACGCUCUUUUAUAUCGGCUUCCUGAUGUUAUAUUCAUUUGUGGUGUUGGUGAAAAUGGAGCCCCUUCCAUCACCUCAGGAGUGGGUCGUCAUUCUCUACAUCUUUACACUGGCUGUGGAGAAGCUACGUGAGAUGUUCAUGUCAGAAGGAGGAAAGAUCAGUCAGAAGAUUAAAGUCUGGUUUGCAGAUUAUUUCAAUAUUUCUGACUUUCUGGCCAUCCUCAUGUUCUUUGUGGGGUUCGGUCUGCGCUUCGGGAAGGAAAACGUGUUAAUCACGGGCCGGAUCGUCUACUGUUUGAAUAUCAUCUUCUGGUACGUGCGACUGCUGGAUAUUCUGGCCGUCAAUCAGCACGCCGGCCCGUACGUCAUGAUGAUUGGAAAAAUGGUGGCUAACAUGUUUUAUAUCGUGGUGAUCAUGUCGGUUGUGUUGCUAAGUUACGGAGUUCCCCGCAAAGCCAUACUGUACCCGAACGAGGAACCCUCGUGGACUUUAGCCAAAGACGUGGUUUUCCAGCCAUACUGGAUGAUGUACGGGGAAGUGUACGCCUAUGAGAUUGACGUGUGUGCAAACUCCACCGACAAUAAUUUUCAGCAUCUGUGUGACACGGGCGUGUGGUUGACACCUCUGCUUCAGGCCGUCUAUCUCUUUGUUCAGUACAUUCUGAUGGUCAAUCUGCUCAUCGCCUUCUUCAAUAACGUGUACCUGCAGGUGAAGUCCAUGUCAAAUCUGGUGUGGAAAUACCAGCGAUACCAUUUCAUCCUGGCAUAUCACGACAAACCCAUCCUGCCCCCCCCUCUGAUCCUGCUCAGUCACGUGGUGUCUGUGCUGUCGUCCAUCUGCAGGAAGAGAAAGAAGGACAGCGGCACCUACGGGCCGAAACUCUUCCUGACAGAGGAGGACCAGAAGAAGCUUCACGACUUUGAGGAACAGUGUGUGGAGACAUACUUCCAUGAGAAGGACGACCACUUUCAUUCUGGCAGUGAAGAGAGAAUCCGACUCACAUCCGACAGGGUGGAGACGAUGUGCGUUCAGCUGAAGGAGGUCGGGAACAAAGUGAACUUCAUUAAGCGAUCGCUGCACACUCUGGAUUCUCAGAUCGGACACCUGCAGGAUCUCUCGGCGCUCACGGUGGACACGCUGAAGGCCCUGACAGCACAGCGGGCAUCUGAGGCCAGCAAAGUCCACAACCAGAUCACCCGUGAGCUCAGCGUCUCCAAGAACCUGGGGCCUGGCCUGAGUGACAUCACGGGACACUCCAAAUCCAGCGCUCUGGUGCGGUGCAGUGUGGGUUUCCUGCCCCCUGCCACCAGCAUAGCGGACUCGUUGUUUGGGGGCGGAGCCAAAGACAGAAUGCAGCGUCACGAGGCUGAGCCUCCUCUGAGCCCUGGAAGGUACUUUGCUCCGUUGGCGCCAGAGGCCGGGUCGUCUGGUCACGCCGCACCGCAGAUGCGCUCGCUCAGGGAUUCUCACAGGCGCUCUCCUCAGCUGAGUCGGCGCGAGGAGGACGGCGCUGCCUCGAGUCCCAUCAGUGCCCCGGCUGGAACGGCCACGUUCUUCGUCAGCACGCCCACGCAGCUCGCCGACUCUCGGACGCAUUCGCCGCCUCACGCCCGCCGCACGGAGCCGCUGCACCCCUCCGUGGAGUUUGGGGCCUUCGUGGGUCACAGGGUCGAUUCAGAGGGUCAGAGGUCCUUCCCUAAAGAGGUUUCGGCUACCGGCCGGCAGCUCAGCCCAUCCAGAAAGGAUCAGGAUGCGGGUCACAUACGGAUAGUGAACUCAUACGCCGGUUUCACAGAGUUUGACAGAAACCCUUCGAUCUUGCAUCCAGAGUCCACGCUCCGUAAACGGGAGAAGAGUCGCGUGUCAUUGGAGGACAUCUCACGGCAUGAGGAUCUUUCAGUGGCUGUGCUAUUGGGUAAAUCAGUGCAAUCCAGCAAACUGACUGCAGGAGAUGAUGUUUCUAAUGCUGCAGCGGGUGUGUACGCGGCCCGACACACACACCUCAGUGCACGCAAGGACUCAAUCGGUUCUCCCUUCAAGCCCAUGGAGACGUAUCAGUACUCAGCGGUGGAACGUAAUAACUUGAUGCGGUUGUCUCAGAGUAUUCCAUUUACCCCAGUGCCCCCUAAAGGUGAACCCGUCACCGUGUAUCGGCUGGAGGAAAGUUCUCCAAACAGCAUAAAUAACAGCAUGUCCUCGUGGGCUCAGCGUGGACUCUGUGCAAAGAUCGAGUUCCUCAGUAAAGAGGAGAUGGGCGGCGGUCUGCGGAGGGCGCUGAAAGUUCUCUGCACUUGGUCAGAGUACGACAUUCUGAAACCAGGACACCUGUAUAUCGUCAAAUCCUUCCUACCUGGGGUGGUCAACACAUGGCAAAGCAUUUACAAAGAAGAGACGGUCCUGCAUCUCUGUCUCAGGGAAAUUCAGCAGCAGAGAGCAGCUCAGAAACUCACAUUUGCCUUCAAUCAGAUCAGACCUAAAACAUUCCCAUACUCCCCCAGGUUUCUGGAGGUGUUUCUGCUGUAUUGUCACUCUGCGGGUCAGUGGUUUGCCAUCGAGGAGUGCAUCACCGGAGACUUCCGCAAGUUCAAUAACAACAACGGAGAUGAAAUCGUUCCCACCAAUCUGCUGGAAGAAACCAUGCUGGCGUUCAGUCACUGGACAUAUGAAUACACACGAGGAGAGCUGCUGGUGCUGGAUCUGCAGGGGGUGGGCGAGAUUCUAACAGAUCCCUCCGUCAUUAAGAGUGGAGAGAAAGGGUCUUACGAUAUGAUCUUCGGUCCUGCAAACCUGGGAGAUGAUGCCAUCCGCAAUUUCCGUGCCAAACAUCACUGUAACUCCUGCUGCAGAAAACUCAAACUUCCAGAUCUGAAGAGAAACGACUACACUCCAGAUAAACCGGCAGUGGCACCGCAGCACGAAUCCUCCGAGGGCCCGUCCCACUCCACGCCUACAGGGGGCGCUACUAAAGAACAGCGCCCGUCAAUGCGCUUAAUGCUGUGAGCCGCACACACGCACAAGCACGCGCGCUGUCAUGAGAAACACUGUGUGCAGGACCUGUGUGUGUGUUUUUAUAUGACGUGGCGUUGAGAUUGUGUGGCCUCUGAACAAAUGAACAGAUGCUGAUGCCGUUCAGAGAUGUUUUAUAAAGUCACAUGUAUAAUCAGCUUUUAAGAGUAUUUUUUAACCUUUUUAUGUCCAUAUGAAAUGAUAAAGUGGUUAAUAACUGGUACAGUAUCAAUGUAAAAUAAAGUAUUUAUUCUAAACUACGAAACGUUGCCUUGUAUAAAAAAUAGCAAUUUUAAGUGCAAUGUCAGUCACUUACUGGUUUUGGUGGAAUCAGAUUUUGUACAGAGCUGUAUGCCAACAGAAUAUGUUUUGAUGUACAGAAAACUACAUGUGCACAGCAUGUAUGAAUGCGUUCAAGGUUCAUACAUGUAGAUAAUGGGCAGAUUGCAAUGCAAAUGACAUCGGAGUAUGUGCCGAAACACAAUCGCAACACAACUUUCUAAUGUUACAGCGGUACUCGUGUCUAUACUGUCACUGGAGUAUUGUGUGUGAGAGAGAUCUCGUGUAUCUUAUAGAUACAUCUAUCUGACACCAUUAUAUCAGCUGAAACGAGACAAUAUUUGAUGCUGGAGAUAAUAAUGGAUCUGUUAACUUUUUUUUACUGUACAUUUGAACAAUAAAAGACUUAAAGACGCUCA
Triplophysa dalaica is the source of this 6451-nucleotide messenger RNA. RefSeq names its product transient receptor potential cation channel, subfamily M, member 7 (gene trpm7). The transcript has 40 exons. Gene Ontology annotation, molecular function: protein serine/threonine kinase activity; calcium channel activity; ATP binding. Lineage: Eukaryota; Metazoa; Chordata; Actinopteri; Cypriniformes; Nemacheilidae. Gene Ontology annotation, cellular component: membrane. Gene Ontology annotation, biological process: protein phosphorylation; monoatomic cation homeostasis; protein tetramerization. The record is from RefSeq and is a predicted model, not a curated record. Bases 201 to 5747 code for a protein of 1848 amino acids.